This is a messenger RNA of Dendroctonus ponderosae (mountain pine beetle), 2441 nucleotides long. It is a transcript of the gene mRRF2, whose product is annotated as ribosome-releasing factor 2, mitochondrial. Bases 77 to 2311 code for a protein of 744 amino acids. Gene Ontology annotation, molecular function: GTPase activity; GTP binding. Gene Ontology annotation, cellular component: mitochondrion. NCBI's taxonomy places the organism in Eukaryota, Metazoa, Arthropoda, Insecta, Coleoptera, Curculionidae. The record is from RefSeq and is a predicted model, not a curated record. Gene Ontology annotation, biological process: mitochondrial translation; ribosome disassembly. The transcript is spliced from 9 exons.
CACUAUUAUCGCUCUAUCUCCCAGUUUAUGAAGCACUUUGAAGGAGGUGAUUUUAGGUUAUCUGAUUUGAAAAAAUAUGAAUUUUACCCAAAAAGUCGCGAAGCUUAAGCUAUCUUUAGUGAUAACUAGACGAAUUUGCAAACACUACAGCACCGUAAAACUGCCCCACAGUGAUAUCAGCAAGAUUCGCAACAUUGGGAUUAGUGCACAUAUAGAUGCCGGCAAAACCACCACAACUGAGCGAAUGCUCUUCUACUCAGGCCUGAUCGACCAUAUGGGCGAAGUGCACGAUGGCAACACUUUUACCGACUUCAUGGAUCAGGAGCGUGAGCGCGGCAUCACAAUCACCUCGGCAGCAGUGACGUUUUUCUGGAAAAACCAUCAAUUCAACCUCAUUGAUACGCCUGGCCACAUCGACUUCACGAUGGAAGUGGAACAGACGCUAAAUGUCCUCGAUGGGGUUGUGAUGAUUCUUGAUGGUUCUGCAGGCGUUGAAGCCCAAACGUUGACUGUUUGGAGGCAGGCAGACCGCUAUAAUUUGCCCAGGAUUAUCUACGUGAAUAAAAUGGAUAGAGCGGACAGUGACAUCCACAUGUGCUGUAGUUCUAUUGAAAAAAAGUUCGACUUGGCUGCUCUUCUUCUGCAACUGCCUGCAAGAGCUGGGGGCAAAUUGACUGGCGUUGUAGACGUGCUGUCCCUGGAAUUAUUUCAAUAUGGAAACAGCAGGGCUAAGGGAGUGUCCGUAGUGGACCUGAGCGAGGAAACACAUCCGCAGCUCUUUGCCGAUGCCCAACAAGCGCGCGUCAGGCUAAUAGAGCAACUGACUGAGCACGACGACGAGCUGGCCAAUAAAGUAAUCGCAUCAGAAUCCUUUGAAACCGUGUCUAGUCAAGAAAUAAUCAAGGCUCUUCAGAAGGUCACGCAAGACCGAGUAGCCGUCCCAGUGGUUUUGGGCAGUUCCUACAAAAACAUCGGCGUCCAGAACUUAAUGGACGCAGUCAUUCACUACUUACCAACGCCGCAGCGCAGCUCAAAAAUAUUUUCCGCCUUUGAAGAUGCGUUUUGCGGGCGAGCCUUCAAAGUGAAGCACGACAAGCAAAAGGGCCCCUUAGUGUUCGUGCGGCUGUACAACGGCUCAAUUCGCAAAGGACAGAAAAUUUUCAGCGUCCAAAGAAGCGAAUCGGAGCAAGUGGGCCGCCUUUACGUCGCUUAUGCCGACGACUUCCAGGAGGUGGAAUCGUUGGGUAGUGGCAAUAUUGCUGUGCUAUCCGGUCUGAAGAAAACUUUGUCUGGGGAUUUGGUGACAACUUCCCAAACCGCCUACGAUCGGGCUGGCAAAAACGUGCUGAAAGCCCAGAAAAAAUCAGACGCACCCCUUCAAGUGAGUGCGGACUCUCUUUUUGGAGUGGGGGCCCGGAUUCCGGAGCCAGUGUUCUUCUGUUCCAUCGAGCCCCCUUCCAUGUCCAGUCAACAGGCUCUGGAUCAGGCCUUGACUGAGCUGCAGCGCGAAGAUCCCAGCUUGCGGGUGUCGUAUAAUGCGGAAACUGGCCAGACUGUACUGGCAGGCAUGGGCGAACUGCACUUGGAAAUAAUCCGCGAUCGCAUCCUAAAAGAGUACAAAGUGGACGCGGAUUUGGGGCCACUGCAAAUCGCAUAUCGCGAAGCUCCAUUGGAUUCGGUUACCGAAUCCACCACGGUGGACAUCAAGAUCGGAAGCCACAAAAAUCACGUGCUGGUCAAAAUGUCCUUAAUUCCCACUGUGAAUUACACUAGCGAGGAUUUACUGAAAUUUGACAAAAAUGCUGAUAAUGCCAGCAAUAUUUCGGCCAUUUAUCCCAAACAUUUACAGGCAAUACGGCAAGGAGUGACUGUUGGUUUGGCGCAAGGACCGAAAAUCAACUCGCAGGUGAUCAACACUCAUGUUAUGUUGCAUUGGUUUGAAGUCGGCCGCGGAACCUCUGAGACAAUCAUCGCCUCCACAGUGACCCAGUUGGUUCAGAAGCUAGUGAAGCUGUCGGGAACGAGAAUUUUAGAACCAGUAAUGGCUUUGGAAAUUGUCACGCCUCCUGAGCAUCUUUCGUCGAUUAUGGCGGAUUUGUCGCGCAGAAGAACCAAUAUUAACAGUGUGACAAUGAGAGGGAAAGCCCAAGUAGUGACUGCUUCGGUUCCUCUAGCUGAACUGCUGGGUUAUUCGAGUGAUUUGAGGAUUAUCAGCUCGGGAACUGCGAUGUUCACCACCGAGUUUGAGGAGUAUCGCCGAAUGUCUUCUUCGGACGAAGAGGAAGCCAUUAGGAGCGUUCGAGGGUUUUAACAUUCAAGCAUGUGGACCUUGAUUGUAUGCCUCCAUUUCAAUCCUGCAGCGGAAAGCCUGGAUUUUAUCUAAAGUGCUUUUAAUUAAGUACCUAACUGAAUGGAUUAAACAUUUGUUUGAUAUAACUGAA